CCCCGCCGCAAGCGUCCCUAGGACGCAGGACCCACCCGCCGGAGCUCAGGCCAAAGUGAAGCUGUGUCGCCCGCCCGCUGCCACUGUUACCAUGGUGCAAGCCUGGUACAUGGACGACUCCAGCGAUGACCCCCGCCUGCCCCACCGCGCCGAGCCCGCCCGCCCGGUCGGCCUGGAGCAACUGCGCCAGCUCGGGGUCCUCUACUGGAAGCUGGAUGCGGACAGAUAUGAGGACGAUCCGGAACUAGAAAAGAUCCGGAGAGAGAGAAACUACUCGUGGAUGGACAUCAUAACCAUCUGCAAAGAGAAGCUGCCGGAUUACGAAGAAAAGAUCAAAAUGUUCUACGAGGAGCACCUGCACCUGGACGACGAGAUCCGCUACAUCUUGGACGGCAGCGGGUACUUCGAUGUGAGGGAUCGGGAGGACCGCUGGAUCCGGAUCGCCAUGCAGAAAGGAGACAUGAUCACCCUCCCUGCGGGCAUCUAUCACCGCUUCACGCUGGACGAGCAGAACUACGUGAAGGCCAUGCGGCUCUUUGUGGGCGACCCGGUGUGGACGGCGUACAACCGACCGGCUGACCACUUUGCGGCCCGGGAGCAGUACAUGGCGCUGCUGGCGCGGAUGGCGUAGUGGCGCAUGCCCCCGGCGCCGGGCCCUGCACAGGACGAUGGCAGAUGGUCCAGUGUCAUCCUCGCGUCUGUGGCGUGGGUCAGAGGCUGGGAGAGCUUCCCUUGGAGAAAUUAUUUGAUCAAAAUAUGUUUUAGUGCAAAGAGCCACAAAACAGACUUACGUCAAAGCCACUGGGAACAUGGACAGCCCCCUUUUCUGUAACUGUCACCCGGCACUGCACACGGUUCCACGUGAACCCCCAUGAGUCUCCUGUCCCCACACACCACCGCCUAGCCGCCCCGUGGGACCCAACUCCGUGUCUUUCAGCAGAUGGCAGUCAAGGCCACGCCUGCCUGUGAGCAGCGUGAGCAGAUGCCAGGACCUGCCGUAACAGGCACUCCCCUCCCGGAGCGGUGGGUGGGGGCAGGGCGAGCUCUCACACGAAGGGGUGUUGCAGUUGCUCACAUCACUUUAAGUAGCUGCCUUAAUUCUGUGCUUGUGCCUUGAAGCCACCUUAAAUUCAGGUACACGUGGCUCAUUCAGAUCACCCCAGGCAGGUUCUUUGUGUGAUCAAAUCUGCCAUAAUUCAUAUGUGCUACUUUGUUUAGUGUGAGAUUUCUAGGGUAAACUCCCAGAUGUAUAUUCUGUUACAAUCAGGCUUUUGAAUUUUAACAAGAAAAUGGUACAUUAAUUUUUUAUUCAAUAGUUAUGAUACAAUUAUGCCUAAUUUGUUAUAAUCAUUUAAAAAACUAAAAUCAACAUCACAUUUUUAAGGGCAGAUUGUUUUAUGUACUUUUAAAACUGAAAUAAAAAAUCUUCAUGCUAAAUUUAUCUUCCAAGCGCCAACACUGGUCUUGGGAACCCUUGCCUGUUGUGCAGAAGCUCACGCCUCAGAAAUCUCGGGGGAACUCUGAAUUUUAGGGUGUGCACGUGUGGGUGUCAGAAUACUUGGUCUGCUCCAUUGCCCCAGUUCCAACGAAAUGUGAAGGAAGAUUUUUAAAAAUUGAUUUUAAAAUAUGUCUAUAAA
Molecule: messenger RNA, 1637 nt
Organism: Artibeus jamaicensis (Jamaican fruit-eating bat)
Lineage: Eukaryota; Metazoa; Chordata; Mammalia; Chiroptera; Phyllostomidae
Gene: ADI1
Product: acireductone dioxygenase 1
Exons: 4
Coding region: 92-631 (179 amino acids)
Molecular function (GO): acireductone dioxygenase [iron(II)-requiring] activity
Source: RefSeq, a predicted model, not a curated record